AUGGUUGAAUACUUCGGAGAGCAGUUGUCUGGUUUUGCUUUCACUGCUAAUGGAUGGGUUCAAUCUUAUGGAUCUCGCUGUGUGAAGCCUCCAAUCAUCUAUGGUGAUGUUAGCCGUCCCAAAUCUGAGACUUGCUACCAGAUCGCUUUGUCUAUUAAGGAUGAAGUGGAAGACCUUGAGAAGGCUGGCGUCACUGUCAUCCAGAUUAACGAGGCUGCGUUGAGAGAGGGAUUUCCUCUUAGGAAAUCUGAGCAUGCUUUCUACUUGGACUGGGCUGUGCACUCCUUCAGAAUCACCAAUGUCGGAGUUCUAGAUACAAUGUUAAUGUAA
This is a messenger RNA of Daucus carota subsp. sativus, 330 nucleotides long. Its product is annotated as 5-methyltetrahydropteroyltriglutamate--homocysteine methyltransferase-like. Lineage: Eukaryota; Viridiplantae; Streptophyta; Magnoliopsida; Apiales; Apiaceae. Gene Ontology annotation, molecular function: zinc ion binding; 5-methyltetrahydropteroyltriglutamate-homocysteine S-methyltransferase activity. Bases 1 to 330 code for a protein of 109 amino acids. The transcript has 2 exons. The record is from RefSeq and is a predicted model, not a curated record.